Amyelois transitella is the source of this 5544-nucleotide messenger RNA. RefSeq names its product ankyrin repeat domain-containing protein 13D. Gene Ontology annotation, cellular component: cytoplasm. Lineage: Eukaryota; Metazoa; Arthropoda; Insecta; Lepidoptera; Pyralidae. Gene Ontology annotation, molecular function: protein binding. The coding region runs from base 165 to 1988 and encodes 607 amino acids. The record is from RefSeq and is a predicted model, not a curated record. The transcript is spliced from 13 exons.
UAAAUGUCAUUUUGGGAAGAAGCGACAACUUUGUCUGAUUAUGCGUGUAAAUUAAAUUAAUUUAGCUUUAUUGGUGCAAUUACGAAUAUCUAGGAUGUGCUAAGUUUUCAACAGUAACCCCUCAAUGUAUUAAUUUGUAGGAAACUAUUGUAAGUUUUGAUAUAAUGGCUAUAACACAAGAAGAAGUUAUUAGGAUGUAUCCUAUCCAUUGGUUGGUUUGGAACAAUAGUCAUGAAGAAUUGAGGUCUUCUUUGGAGUCCAAUAUGUUUACGCCUGAAGACAUAGAGAAAAAGGACCCGAGGGGUCGAACCCCUUUACUCCUUGCUGUCACCUUAGGCCACAUAGAGUCGGUCAGGUUGCUCAUCGAUGCUGGUGCUGAUGUCAACUGUGAGAAAGAUGGAUGGACUGCGGUCCAAGAAGCAACGGCGACUGGCGAUGCGGAGUUACUGUCAUUAGUUCUCUCAAGGCGCGACUACCAGCGUCUGCACGCGCGCUCCGGAGGCAUUCCCGAGCUGUUACACAAACUGUCUUUGGCACCAGACUUCUAUGUUGAGAUGAAGUGGGAGUUCACCAGUUGGGUGCCUCUCGUGUCGCGCAUGUGCCCGUUCGACACGUACAAAGUUUACAAACGCGGCGGCAACGUGCGCGUGGACACCACGCUCGUCGGCUUCGAGAACAAUCGAUGGCAGAGGGGCGACAGGACUUACAUAUUUAGAGGGCAGGGGCGGACGGCCAGCCUGAUCGAGCUGGACCACGAGGCGGGUACGUCGUGGUGCGAGCAGCUGCAGCCGCUGGAGCCGGGCGCGCCGCCCGCCGCGCCCGCGCCGCCUGCGCACGCGCUGCGCCAGAGGCUCACCUCGCCGCUCGCCAUCAAUUACUUGGACACGGAUAAGAUUAGUUUCGAAAGGAAUAAAAGCGGCAUCUGGGGCUGGAGGCAAGACAAGACGGAAAACGUUAACGGCUACGAAUGCAAGGUGUUCAGCGCCAACAACGUGGAGCUGGUCUCCAAGACUCGCACCGAGCAUCUACCCCCCGGGGAGAGGAAGUCUUCCCCCAGGGCCCCAUUGGCCGGGCUGCUGGCUUUGGCCGAACCUGGUACUCCUACUGGGGAUAGCACACCGCUUUUGACACCGGAUAAUGAGCAGCCGCCGGCCGGCAGCCGGUCCGGCGAGAGCGCGGCGCUGCCGUGGCCGGAGUACUUCGGCGGCGGCGGCGCGCGGGACGUGGGCCGGCCGCGGGAGGUCGCCACCAAACUGCAGAAGUUCAAGGCGACGCUGUGGCUGUGCGAGGAUUAUCCGCUGGAGUUGCAAGAGCAAAUAAUGCCGAUCUUGGACCUGAUGGCUGCAAUAUCGUCUCCGCACUUCGCCAAACUGAAGGACUUCAUACAGAUGCAGUUGCCAGCCGGCUUCCCGGUCAAGAUAGAAAUCCCCCUGUUCCACGUGCUGAACGCGCGGAUAACUUUCGGCAACAUCUUCGCGACAGAGACGCCGGUCGCUCACGUAGAGUGCAUACACGAGGGCAACAGGCUCUCCUGCGUGGUCGACGAUGCUUGCUUCAGCGUCGGCCGUGGAUAUCGCGACGCGGCCCACGUGAACGGGCUGGCGUGCCACCUCGACGAUGAGGAGGGGCUGCUGCAGUACGCCAUACAGCAGAGUCUCAUGGAGCCUGGAACUAGCGACGAACAGGUGGACGUGUGGGAAGCCCUGCGCGGCGCGCGGCCCACUUCGCCGUGCGGCCGCGGCGCCCCCGUAGAUCUAUUAGAGGCUGAAGAGGCGCAGCUACAGAGGGCGAUCGAGGAGUCCCUGCGCGCCCUGUCCCUCCCCGGCGCGCCCCCCGCCGCACCCCCCACCCCCCCCUCCCCGGCGGAGGGCGAGCUGCAGCGCGCGCUAGAGCUGUCUGCGCGCGAGCAGGCGCGGCGGGAGCUCGAGCUGGCGGCCGACCAGCGCGCCCUGGACGAGGCGCUGCGGCUCUCGCUGCGGGAACACUGAUCUCAUUAAAGACUUUAAAAGCGUCCACCAAAAGAAGACUUACGCCUAAAGGUACAUUAAAUUAGUUAUAUAUACUAUACCCAUAGACGUAUAUAAAGGCGGACGGAGUGUGGCUUGAAAAAAAGUGAAGCAACGAAAUCGCGGCGUUGUACGCAUUAUAUACAUAUAAAUAACAUGCCAUUUCGUGAGAUAAUCUAUGACACGUCAUGAUGUAAUGGUGGCCGACUGUCACACUAUUAGUGAGAGUGUGUGCGAAAGGCGUGUAUAUACACAAUGGGCUAUGUAUAUACACGCCUUAGAAUAGAAUAGAUUUAUUUUCAAAAUUGGAUACAAGGUAUCAUUUAUUGACGUCACAUCACUUAAAUCUAAUUAUAACUGCUACCGCUUCCAAAGCGCAUGUGUAGAAGAAGCGGCGGAACAAACUACACUGCAGCCUACUAUUGGGGCUUCAUUUUGCCGUGUAGUAAAACUCCGUCCGCCUUUUUUUCUACGUCUAUGACAAAACCAUUAUUGACUGUAUUUAUUCCGGCAUUGCGAUAUGUAUAGACUGUGACUAUAGUGAGAUGUCUUAUAACCAAGUGAUUUGGUAGAUUUUUAUAUUGAAAGAAACAGUUUCGAAAAGAGGUACAUUAGACUUUACUUUGUGCUUUUUCACGCGAUGUUUAUACACUUGCUGGGUCUAACUAGUCGCAUGUCUGUGUCAUACUAUCAAGAUGAGCAAUCAUUGAUGUAUCAAGAUAAUGACUUACACAAAGAUUUUUCUUAAAAUUGUUUUCCAAAAUUAAAGUAUGUUCAUAAAUUUUAGGUUAUAAAUAAUAAAUAUGAGAAUAAUGUUUUUAAAGUUUAUUUGUAUCAUCGUGCAAUGAAGAAAAUUUUGUGUAAUAACCAGUAUUAAAGAUGUGAAUGCCAGUGUGGGUUCAAACAUUAUUGGCAAUUUUUUUUUUUCAUAUUCUUAGCAAAUUGGAUUUUGUCAAUGAUUGAAAACAAAAAUAUGAAUGUUUGCUCACGAAAUGUAAAUUGAAAUGUGAUUGAGUACUGGAAUUGAGUCGCAAUACAAUAUUACCAUUUUUAUAUGUUACACCCAUGUACAUGCGCAGGAGUUUUAAUUUUGUAUGGCGCGAAAUGUUAGAGCGGUUAAGCCAAUCAGAGGGCGCCAUUUGAACCCGCGAUCUGAACUAUCCGCGUUGUACAACUAUUAUGGAUUUCAAGAUUAAUUUACUUGUAAUAAGGUCGGUUUUAAUUUGGCUUAAUUCGACGGUAGGUUGCGCUAUUUUGCGCCGUCGAAUUUUGUUGAAGCGACUUAUAAACGUGGUAGUACUGGCUAAUCCGCCAUUUUGAUAUUGUUACUGUAAGGUAAACUGAUUCUUUAGAAAUUUUUUUUUAUAUUUUGAUUUCGCAAACAUGCUUCUACUGAAACUAGAUAUAUUUUAGGUCCUUUUAACGUCGUGUUUAUAAUAAAAAUUGAACUGAAGCAAUUUUUUGAAAUAACAAGAUUUUACUUGAAAUUAAUUAAAUAAAAAUACAUAUUAGACGGGUUUGUCCCGAAGCUCACUUCUACACUUAUUAUGACAUAUCCGUGCCAAAUUUAAUCAAAAUAUGUGCCCACUAGUUCUUGAGUUAAUUCGUAACAAACGCUCAGAUUCUUUUUCAACUUAAGCACGGAUAUAAAUACUUGAGUUUUAACCACGCCUUUGGCUUAUUUCAUUGUUUUUGUAAUUAUAAGUGGAGCGGUCAAUCGGCGUCCCGAUAACUAAAUAUGAAUCGAUCUACGGCUCCUUUCGUAAGCCCUCAGGUGUUUUCGCGCUCCGAAAUAAACUCACAUGUUGUCUCUGUCAUGUUAUUCGGAAGGAGACAGAGAUAGGAACAGUUAAAACAAAGCGGCGCAUUCGUCAAUUGAAAGAGUUAACGAAAAACACCGAGCACCGCUCGGCCGUCCAGGUAUAUUCUUUUGAUCAGACCAGUUAUCUAUCAGCAGUUUACCAUACAGUAUUUUUUUUCUAUAUAUUUUAUAUAUUCUAUUUAGUAAUGAUGUAAGUCUGGCAAUAAAUGUAUGUAUUUAGGUUAGUGUGCAAUAUAUUUAUACGUACUUACAUGUUUUGUAUUUAUGAAUCAAAGUCGCUGAGGGAGCAGCAUUGUCUUUUCUAUACAACACAAGUUCUAUGUCAUUUCAGUUUUAAACUCUUCGUUUAAUGUCAAUUUCUUUUGCUUAGUUUCUAUAAAACCUACAAAAUGUAUUAAAUAAAAUAUCUCGCAUUUUGUACCUGCUGACGUAGAAAAUUAAUUCCUUGGCGUCUAUGACCAAAAGUAAUGAAAAUUAUUACAGCAGCAUGACUUAUUACGUUUUACGGCGGGCGGUUAAUUAAGGUUGAUUGAUAUUAAUAGAGUAAAAUCGUCUACACAAAAAAUACAAAACCUUGUAAGUACGGUCAACAUCACAUUCACCUGCCCAAAUUCAUUGCAAAUUUGUCUCUACUACGACGUCAUAGGUAUUACGCAUGGUAACUUGAUAUGCGGUUAACUGUACAUUCAAUAAGGUUUUUUUACAAGCUUUUUUCUGGCUUAAGCUGUCGCCUGACUGUAAUUAAAUCAUGGUAGUAAAAUAUCUUUUUGUACUGAAAUUUUGGUAUACGUAUAGGUACUUUGUAGCUAGGUGCGUGAAAUAAGAUAAAAUUUAAUCAUGAAGCUUAUUUUACAACCAUUUACUUCGUAAUCUUAUAUUAAAAAUUCACGUGUCACAAUGUUCGUUCCCGUACUCCUCCGUAACGGCUUGACCGAUUCUCAUGAAAUUUUUGGCCGAUUCUCAUGAAAUUUUGUGAGCAUAUUGAGUAGGUCUGAAAAUCGGCCGAUAUCAAUUUUUCAUACCCACAAAAUGCAAAACAACGUUUUUUUCCUGGACACCUAGUAUGUAUUGAACAUGCGUAUACAUAAAUAUAUACAUGUGUGUAUACAUGCGUAUGUCUGUUUGUAUGAUGGAUCACUUAAUUUAUGUAUUUGACAUCUGUCACUCAAAUCAAGCUGAACGAAUGUUUACAUAUAUUCAUAAUCGUAUGUAAACAUUUGUAUCGGUCCAAAUUGUACCCGUGUCGAAGGCAGACAUUACAUUAAUAUUGUAUUAUUGAAUAGGAAAAGAUACCCUUUAAACUCUACUCAUAUGCGGUAAUUCAAACCACAAUACCAUAGCGGUGACUUACAACAAUAAUUUCCACUUCAAUAUAUUUUAUUUUUUUAAGCAAUUAUUAUCAUAUUUGUAUAAAUAUAAUGUUUUGUAUUCGUCUGCUAUUUUAAUUAUUUUAUAUGGCUGUUUUUAUUUAUUGAUUCCAAAUAUAUAACCAUUUCUCACAUCACGAGAAAAGUAUAUUAGUAUAAUUUUAGUUUAAAUGUUACUCAGCAGACUUAUACAAGACAAGUAGCGCCCUCUUUAUAUGCAAUAUAAAUACUGUAUAAACUUGUCACACGUAAAAUAUACAUAUAAUAUACAAACCUUCCUCAUUCCCUCGUGUACAACCAAUGUAUAUUAAUGUUAUUGUAUUAUAUUUCUGUAUAUUGAAUUUUUAAA